Molecule: messenger RNA, 4032 nt
Organism: Paramacrobiotus metropolitanus
Lineage: Eukaryota; Metazoa; Tardigrada; Eutardigrada; Parachela; Macrobiotidae
Exons: 12
Coding region: 1553-3217 (554 amino acids)
Biological process (GO): cell motility
Cellular component (GO): microtubule; motile cilium; Golgi apparatus
Molecular function (GO): small GTPase binding; microtubule binding
Source: RefSeq, a predicted model, not a curated record
GAAAUGUCCCUCUGCCGAAAUGGUCGGACACGAUUGUGCCUGCAGUGUUGUGAUAGUGCUUUGCGUACGAUUUCUCAGAAAAUAAGUACUUCUUGCCAUUUAAAUCUUGUAGGUACCGAACAAUAUCAUGAUGAAAGAAAGGCUCAUUUCCGCACCAUAAACUGCAGUUUGUUUUUAUCUUUUCCUGAUAUAUGUCCUUCAGUAUAUAGAAUUCAAUCGUUUCCGGCUCAAGAGCGCUAUGCAGCGGCAUGGCACAACAACGAAUGCCCUAUCGAAUCUGGACAGAUCUUAAGUUGAACUAGAAAUCGCUUGAAACAUGAAUUUCUAAAUUUUUUUGGAUAAAAGAAAUACUGACUUGCCCUUAGACCUCUUGAUUCCGGCCGACCAAUCUUGCUCAUUUCUUACUUAUUACGCAACAGAGUGUCAGAUCACGCUUUGAUUGAAAAUGUGGCUCGUACAGAAGUUUUGGACAUCUGAGAAUGCCCACAUGUCGCAAAUCUUUGUUGAUUUUGCGAUUUGCCACAUACGGUACCAUUUUAGAGCCGUUUUCGGGUUGCUUCCUGCGGAUAUGGCUGAUUUUUCUGUUAGCAAUACGAACCUUAGCAGCCAACGACCCAAGUGCAUCGCGCGAGGCGGCUUUAGCCGCUGGGGUUCCAUCUUAUUUUCUAAGCAGCGUUUUCGAUCCGAAUACCAUUCAGAUUUUCACCGCGGGAAGGCGAGAUUUCCGCCUUCGGGUAAUCGGAACUCCCGGAAAGCCCAAUUCAAUAUGCGCUGUCCAUCGAGAAUUCAACAACUCAGACAGCAGUUCAGCUAUCGCCAAUACGCUUCUAUGUAAAUGCUAUGCCAUCGAAUACAACAGGGAUGGACAAAGCCACAAAGGUUACUUAACUUCAUCAAAAAUUGGCGAUGCAACAGGCGGAAAGGUUUGGCUGGACGGAACUUGGUUAGAUACUACACUGGUGCUCAUCGAAGCCGACGCUUGCUGGCCGAACGCUUGCUGCCUUCGCGGAGUCGACCCAGUAUCAAGCUUUUGGAGCGUUUCAAGACUUCUGGCAAUAUGCGCUGGCAUACUGGGGAUAUUGAUUCUCUUUUGCUUGAUGUGCUGCUUAAGAAAGAGGUACAAAGGGCGAAGUAGCGAAGGAAGUUUUGGCAUCCCUUCGCGCCCUCAUUCACCAGCUACAACCCGAACGUCUGGAACAACUGUCACAGGAACAGCAAUCAGUGUAGAUUCUGAUGAAAAAGACAGUUUUGAUGUUUGGUCAAAGAAUACGGCAUCAGUUCCAUCCAAACGCAAAAGCCGCUAUCGGGCCGGUGUUCAAGAGAUCAUCAAUGGGUCAGGUUUCGAGCAGGUAGACGACAGAUAUCCCGGUGUACCAGUUUUGACCCAUUACCACAGAAAAGAAACUGCAGUUACGAAGGCAAAACCCGGAGAGUGAGGGAUGGUAACGUUGGUACAACACAGCUGCUAAUAAAAUUUCAACAUUCGGCGCUGAAAUAUUUCUUCCUCAAGUCCGCCGUUGCCCAGCACAGUAAUCAACAUUAAUGCUACAGGAUGGGGAAAGGAGGCAAGGCUAAGAAGAAGGGAAAACUGCCAGUAUUUCCUAUUUUGCCUCCCGAGGAAAUUUUGCAUCCUUUCCAAAAUGAUAUUCGACGUAGCGAGCAGGAGAAAUUGGCAUUGUUUAGAGCAAUCGUUCAAAAUCAGCCAUUUGUCGGAGAACAUGAUGGUUUUGACGCGAUCGAUGACACUGCUCCAGAUGUGGUGUUGGUGGAGGAAUUCAUUGUGGCGGCUCAUGAAGAGGUUUAUCAUCCCGACACGAAGCUGCCCCCUCCAGGGUUAGAGUGGGAGACCAAAGGGAAAGGGAAGAUUACAGAUUCUGUACGGCUCAAUACGCUGCCAAUGACUGAGCUUCAAAAGAUGGCCAUCCGUAUCCACAAGCAUAAGCAGAAGAUGGCCAUGGCAGCAGGAAUGGCAGCACAAGAGAAACUCUUUCUUCAGGACCAGUUGAAUCUUGUACAAGCCAAAGCCGAGAGAAUGCAGCAGCAGUGCGAAGCGUUAAUCAGCGAAACCGAUGAACUGCAGUCUAAGAUGCGAAAUACCACAAUGGUGUACAAACAGAAAACCAAGCACGCGGUUAGCGAGUUCCAUAGUAAAGCCUUCGAAAGCCGGACAAACCACCUAGCUCGUUAUCUAACCAACCAGGAGAAACUCUACCAGCAAGAAAAGAGGUACGUGGGAGUACUGAACAAUCAGGAGGAAGCAACGCAGUACACCGUUCAUCUGCUGCAGCGACUGGGAGAAGAUGUUAAGCUUCAAGGAAUGCAGAAUGUUCAGUCGGCCAAAGAAGAUUUCCUGAACAAUUUACAAGCGCAAGCCGAUGCAUUCGAGAAUUUCUUCACGGACACCCAGUCCGGUGCCGAAGCUGCGAUCAAGCGGCAUUACGACCACUCCGACCGGCAACGUCUUUCCACCUUUUCCAACAUGUUGCAAAGUCAGGAACGCGCCAUUAGUGAAAUGAGAAAAUAUUUUCAAGGCGUUAACCUGGCGAAUUCUGGUGUGAUAAUUCAGUUAAAGAACACUCUUAAUAACCGCCGAGCCAAGCUGGAUCAAGUGGAAAAGGAUGUUUUCAAAACAUUGGAAGAAUACGCACGAUUUGUCGCUCCAAUUCAGACAAAUGACGUUGAAAUAAAACACUGUGAAACCGAGCUUAACGACGCCGUAUCGGUCCGUACGGAGCAUAAAAAGACAUGGAAACAUUCUAAAAAUCUAGAAGAAGUUGUGCGUCGAUUGCAAUGGAGAAAGGAAGUGGAAAUUGUUAAACUGCAGAAGGCACAAAAACAACACGCCGAAAUAGAGAAAGCGUACAUCUUGACUUUAAUGGAAGCAUCGAGAAAAGCUGGUGUGGCAUGUCUAAUCCACGAACGCACCCGGAAUUUACUGAACGAGGAAGCGGUAAAAUAUGAAAUAGCAAAGCUGAUCAUGAACGCACAGUCUCCUUUGGAUCAAGAUGUUCGUAAAGCGCGCGACCAAAGGAUCAGUGAAAUAUUUAAAUACCAAACGGAAGAAAUUGAACAUCUUAGAAAGAGGGGCAACGAUAUCCAGCAGAAAUAUGAGCAUAAUCGAGGCGCUCUGCAAGAAGCAUUCCAAAAGAUGAUCAAUAAGCCACUAUCAUCAACCGGUUUCCAAUUUCCCAGCAUGGAAAGUCAUUUGGCCCAAUAAUCCUUACAGCUACUUGGUGGUGUUCAGCUGAAUUCAACUUCCAAGUUGAGAAAUUGGUCUACUUCAAUGACGCAAGCUAAUUCAAAACCCUUAAAAUUCUCCGAAGUAUCACGGCCUUUUGGAUACAUGGCAUCAUUGUGCAAACCAUAUCAUUAAAACCAGAAAAAAAACUUCUGAAAACGAUGCUGGAUGUCACUUACCGGUUCAAACCCCAAAUUUCGUCAUUAGCAGCUUUCGGAGGUCGAUGUAUCUAUGAAACGUACGGGGAAUUGGUUCGCAGUUAGCAGCUUUGUUUCACUUUGGGUAAGGUUGUAGAAUUCACGCGUUUCAGUUCUCUUUAAAACACCACUUCAGGAUUCCUGAGCGUUCCUGGCGAGGUGGAGCUUGUUUUUUUCUAGCGCUGUGCUGCGUCUAUUCAGCCUGAUGGCUUGAAUUUGAUCUACAUGUAGUAAGACACUUACAAUGCAAUUCUUACGUUGCUAUUUUCUGCAGUAUCAGAAAAAAAUUUAGGCAGAAAAUGAAAGUGCAAGUUCGGUGGUAUUGACGUUCGCUGAUGAGUAACCAAGAUUAAAUGGUGCUAUGACCUUAUCUACAUAUCAAUCGGUUUUUUUAUUCAUUAUUCACCAUGCACUGCAGUUGGAUCUUCCUGAAAACUGGAACUACUGGAAAUCAAACAUUUUGCUAAUUUACGACAAUUUUCAGUUUAUGUUACAGUUCUGUAUUUAAACUUGCAUUCCGGUCAGCUCAAUUACCAGUGUCACAAAAGCAACUAGAGGGUUUGCCCAAACUACGUAUCUCUUAUCAUGGAUUAGUCU